UGUGUGAGGUGAAGGCUGAGGCCAGGGCCCACUACCCACAACACGCCGCCACACACAACAGCUCCAGCCACAACCUCUCCCAAUACUUCACAACAACAAUGCCUAAGUUACCACAGAAGAAAUAUUAUCGCCAGAGAGCUCACUCCAACCCUAUUGCUGACCACAACUUUGAUUACCCAGUAUGUUCAUCUACAAUGGACUGGAGUCCAUACUUUCCCAAGUACUUCCCCGGAGAUGGUACAAAAAAGGUGGAAUUUGCUGACAUUGGAUGUGGCUAUGGAGGAUUGUUGGUUGCCCUUGCCCAGAUUUUUCCCGACACGCUUAUGUUAGGAAUGGAAAUACGCGUGAAGGUGUCGGACUUUGUUGUUGACCGCAUUCAUGGCUUGAGAGAUGAGAAGAAGGAUGUGCCUGGAGGAUAUCAAAACGUAGCCUGUAUCCGUACUAAUGCAAUGAAGUACUUGCCAAAUUUCUUUGAGAAAGGACAGUUGAGUAAAAUGUUCUUCCUGUUUCCUGAUCCACACUUCAAAAGAGCCAAGCACAAAUGGAGAAUUAUCAAUUCAUCUCUCUUGGCAGAAUAUGGUUAUGUUCUGCGUGAAGGGGGCCUUGUGUACACUGUGACGGAUGUGAAGGACCUUCAUGAGUGGAUGGUUCACCAUUUUACAGAACAUCCUUUAUUUAAUCGUGUGGAUGAGGAUAAUUUGGCUGACGAUCCAGUGGUACAGUACCUAUAUGAGAGCACCGAAGAGGGUCAGAAGGUGUCCCGCAAUAGUGGAGACAAGUUCUUGGCUGUUUUUCGCAGAAUGCCAGAUCCAAGACAACUUGGCAUUUUGGAAGAGAGUGCAGUAACUUAAAAUGUAUCGGAUGAUUCUGUAAAGAUGUUACACUUUUAGAUAAUCAUUAAGUACAGUUUUGAAAUACUGUAUACUGUAUAGAUUUCUCUGAGGCAGGCUGGCAUACAAUAUACAAUUUGUAGUACUCUACCAACAUUUUAUAUAGUGUAUACAGUAUGCCCAAUAUUCCAUUAUGUAAUAGGGGAUAUUUCUAAAGAUCACCUAAGUUGGUCAAGAAAUUCUCUCAAACCAAUUGCAUAUAGUUUUUGCCAAAGAAGUACACUUAGUAUAUUUGAGGGACGUGAUCCAGGGUGAAGAAUUUACAUGACUAAUCUAUUCUUAAGCAUAACAUUCAUGCUGGGAAUGUGUAAAAUGAUGAAGUGUAGUACUAGAAGAAGAGGCAUAAGGCAAUGGGUAAGAGUUGUAGGGAGAGAAGCAGUGUAGGGCGAAGGGAAGAGCUAAAGGGCAAGAUGAACAGGCAUCGCAAGAGAAUAUACCUUAAAAUUAUAAAGUUAAGGCAAAGAGAUGAAGAUAAGAAAAUGUGGAGCAUUUGCACAAUAUGCCAUAAAUGAGUAUUUGUUGUUCCAACUUGUCCCAAUUGUGAGUAACAUUAAUGCCAUGUGUUCAACUUGUCCCAGUUGUGUGGAGCAUUAAUGUCACAUAAUUAACUUGUCCCAGUUGUGUGGAGCAUUAAUGUCACAUAAUUAACUUGUCCCAGUUGUGUGGAGCAUUAAUGUCACAUAAUUAACUUGUCCCAGUUGUGUGGAGCAUUAAUGUCACAUAAUUAACUUGUCCCAGUUGUGUGGAGCAUUAAUGUCACAUAAUUAACUUGUCCCAGUUGUGUGGAGCAUUAAUGUCACAUAAUUAACUUGUCCCAGUUGUGUGGAGCAUUAAUGUCACAUAAUUAACUUGUCCCAGUUGUGUGGAGCAUUAAUGUCACAUAAUUAACUUGUCCCAGUUGUGUGGAGCAUUAAUGUCACAUAAUUAACUUGUCCCAGUUGUGUGGAGCAUUAAUGUCACAUAAUUAACUUGUCCCAGUUGUGUGGAGCAUUAAUGUCACAUAAUUAACUUGUCCCAGUUGUGUGGAGCAUUAAUGUCACAUAAUUAACUUGUCCCAGUUGUGUGGAGCAUUAAUGUCACAUAAUUAACUUGUCCCAGUUGUGUGGAGCAUUAAUGUCACAUAAUUAACUUGUCCCAGUUGUGUGGAGCAUUAAUGUCACAUAAUUAACUUGUCCCAGUUGUGUGGAGCAUUAAUGUCACAUAAUUAACUUGUCCCAGUUGUGUGGAGCAUUAAUGUCACAUAAUUAACUUGUCCCAGUUGUGUGGAGCAUUAAUGUCACAUAAUUAACUUGUCCCAGUUGUGUGGAACAUUAAUGUCACAUAAUUAACUUGUCCCAGUUGUGUGGAACAUUAAUGCCAUGUGUUCAACUUGUCCCAGUUGUGUGUGAUAGAAGAGAUGUAGUCAUAAAACAGGUGGAUAAAGGGGGGCUCAGUAGUCCUGUGGGAAAAGAAGAAUUACCAUAAAGAGAUGGGGAGACAUCUGAAUGACACCUCGACCUACAAACCCAUCCUUAAUGGCCAGACGGCAUUAACAAAUGCCCAAAAAAGAAGCAGAACCCUUAUUCUGUCUUUCUUCAAUAACGGAGGAGGGAAAAGCCUCAUGAGAGUUUCUACUAGACACCUUCCUCUUUAAGUCAGAAAUACCAAAUCUUUACCUACUGCCUAAAAUACAUAGAGGUAGAUAAAGGGACCGGUACCUGGCCAGGUCGCCCAGUAUUAAGUGGUUGCAGGGCACCCACGAAACCAAUCGAUAAAAUAUGCACAGCCUUACUAAACCCCUUACUCCCCCUUCUGAAAGAGAUUGAAAGACACAACAGACCUCAGGAGACUGGACAAAACAAAUGAGGAACGGGGCCCGGUACCAAAUGGAGCAAUCCUGUUUUCCCUGGAUAUAGUUUCCCUAUACCUGAGCAUACCUCAAAGAGAGGCAGCCACAGUGGUUGCGGAAUUUUUUGAUAGGAAUGCAUACAAAGUGGGCAGGGAACUUAGGAAAGCAGGAAUCUUCAGGCCACCUUCCAAAGAACUCCUAACGGAAGCCAUUCUCCAUGUAAUGCGGGAUACAAUCCUAACAUUUGGAGAUAAAACCUAUAGACAGAUAAAAGGUACGGCGAUAGGAGCGUCCAGUAGUGUAGCAAUAGCUGAAAUAUUUGUACACGAGGUUUUUGAAUCCAAAAGGAAGAAUUUAGGGAAAGGACCGAACCUAUAUUUUCGGUACAUAGAUGACAUUUUUGGAAUUAUGGUAGGAAGCAUGGAGGAGAAGAAAUAAAUCCCUGAGGGACAAGCUGGUAUCGGCUAAAUUUAAAAAUUAAACAUACAAGCAAUGUAGCUAAACCAAUUAAAGAAGUGUAGUAAGGGCAGUUAAAAACCCAUUAGCGCCUUAUACUUGCUAGGGAUAGAACGAGAAAAGAUGGGCAAAUGCCUGAACACGAGGUCGGGUUGAGACCCACCAAGACUUGAACCUAAGCUAAACUGCCCUUACUACACUAAUUGGUUUUAAUUGGUAAUUAAUUGUCAUGUGUUCAACUUGUCCCAGUUGUGUGGAGCAUUGUCAUGUGUUCAACUUGUCCCAGUUGUGUGGAGCAUUAAUGGCACUAUUAGUCAGCAGGAGAAUAAUGUAUGAACUUGUAAAUAAUGUAAAACUUGAUUUAGUGUUUGUAAAGUUUUCAAGAUAUUGUUAAUAAAUAUUUUUGUUAAA
This is a messenger RNA of Procambarus clarkii (red swamp crayfish), 3585 nucleotides long. RefSeq names its product tRNA (guanine-N(7)-)-methyltransferase. Gene Ontology annotation, molecular function: tRNA (guanine(46)-N7)-methyltransferase activity. Lineage: Eukaryota; Metazoa; Arthropoda; Malacostraca; Decapoda; Cambaridae. The record is from RefSeq and is a predicted model, not a curated record. Gene Ontology annotation, cellular component: tRNA methyltransferase complex. Gene Ontology annotation, biological process: RNA (guanine-N7)-methylation; tRNA methylation.